GUGGCUACCUGGUUUGAUGAUUCGUUAGUUUCGAUUCGUUCUUUCGUGAAUGACGCGCCUCUACUUCUUGACAUUGUGCCAAACCAGUUACUCGUGUGUGCAACAAUAUGUUGUUGAUUUUUCCCGAAGAAGAAGAAGCGGUCGCGCCACAGAUGUUUGAAGAAGCUAAAAUCAUACCCGAUGUUAUUAGUACUCGGCCGCCAUACAUUGCGGAGUUCAGAUAUCGUGACCAAAUCGUCAAUUUGGGAACUGAAUUGACCCCAACUCAGGUUAAAGAUCCUCCAACUCACCUCUGCUGGCCUACUGAGGAAGGUGCUUUAUAUACUGUGUGCUUGACAGAUCCAGAUGCCCCUAGUCGUGCUAAUCCGAAGUAUCGCGAAUGGCAUCAUUGGCUUGUAGUUAACAUUCCUGGAACAGAAGUAUCUGAUGGGAUAGUUAUGUCGGAGUAUGUUGGAGCUGGUCCCCCUCAAGGCACAGGUUUUCACAGAUAUGUGCUCAUGAUUUACAAACAACCUGGGCCUAUUAAUCCAGAUGAAAAGCGAUUAACUAACACAUCAGGAGAUCAUCGUGGAAACUUCAAGAUUUCAAAUUUUGCAAGGAAAUACAACUUGGGUGAACCUGUGGCUGGUAAUUUUUUCCAGGCAAAGUGGGAUUCCUAUGUUCCGAAACUUUAUGAACAGCUUGCUGGAUAGACUUAAUGCCUUGUCCAGCAAGAUUGUUUAAUACUUUGUCUCUACUUAUGUUUAUUGUUAUGUGCACGUGAAAAUCAUAUGAGUUCACAAACUGUCUGUAGUAGAUUCAAUUCUAUAGAUGAAAAGAUCUGUAAAUUACAUUUUGAAUGUUGUACACUUUUUAUUUUAUUGUAUCCUUUAACCCCUUCCGGCACGGGUCAUUAAAAUGUUUAAAAUAUACUGAAAAAAAAAAACAAUCAAUGUGAUUAAUAGGUUGUAUACACAUGGAUUUCGCAGUCAAAAAUUUUUUUUAACUUGACUCCUUUUGCAGGGGGUGUUGUCCUCAAAUGAGAACAUUGCCCGUCUAGAGCAAUUUCUGUGUAAAAAUAAUCUUUCGAAAUAUUUGCUUAAAUUCCUUAUGGCAGCAGCAGUAAUUAUGAAUACUUUAGGUUUAUAAACGCAUUCAUUCAUGUUCUGGGUAAUCUGAAUCAUUUAAGAUAUUAAAUAUACAAAAUAUAUAUUUACAACAGAAAUUCUAAACUAAAUCUUAUAAAUAAAUAAAAAAGUAUCUGAUUAAAAUGAUAAAAAUAAAUAUUUACUAUUAAAUUUCAUUAAUUAAUGAAAUGAAAAAUAUCAAAUAAGAAACGAAAUUAAAUAUAACUUAUUAUUUGGCAUGAACUUUCUCAAAGCAUGUGGGAGUGUAUUUUCGUGUAACCCAGAAUGAGAAGUUAUUGUUUUGCACAUUGUUCGAGUUUUGUGCACAUUUUUUUAUACUGCACAGCAAAUGUUUUCGAAGGGGAUACUUGAUGGGCAUAUAUUGAACAUUCUUUUUAUCUUUCGCUGGACAAUUUUUACAUGCUGGAUGCUAUAAUAAUAAUGAAAAAAAGUUAAUAAAAAACUAUGGCUAUAUAAAAUUAAAUAUGUGCAGAACAUGAGGGUGAAACAUAAGUAGCAGUCUAGGAAAAAAGGGGGGGGGGGCAAAUGUUAAAUGUGAAAUGUCGUUUGAUUCAAACAUGGCUUUCCUUUUCUCGAAUCCGAAGAUAAAUUAACAAAACUCCCACCGAACACAGAGUCAAUAUCACAUCCUUCUCUGCAAAGUAUCAAAUUACACUUUUCACUAGAAGAGAGGCGAAUGAAGAAACAGACAUCCUAGACGGGCAGUGUACUCAAAUGAGGACAUCUGUGAAUCAGCUAAUUUGACUUGUACUUAAAUUAAUUUCAAGAUUAAGCAAAAUUAUUAUUUAAAAUCUCAUGGAUACUGUUGGAAAGUGGGUGAUUGAUUUUAAUAAAAUUUAAUUUCUUAAAAAAUUCCCAAAUUUGAAGCAAAAAAUCUGAGUAUUUUUAACAUAAAAAGAAACAAAAAAUUGCUCAGGCUGCCAUCUAUUUUUCUAAAAUUAAACUAAAUGCUACUUUUUCCAGCAAUUUUUGGUAUUUUAAAGCCAAUAGUUUUUUUAUAGAAAAUUUUAAAUUUGGCGUCCUGUUUUGCGACCACCGCUCCGGAAAGGGUUAAACAAAUACGUAUUUUUGUUGUUCGCAUUUUGUUUUGUUCAAAUAUAUUUCUUAUUUGGCAAUGUAGUCUCAUUAAAAAGUUUUUAUUUAAAACUGA
Messenger RNA from Argiope bruennichi, 2277 nucleotides. RefSeq names its product protein D3-like. NCBI's taxonomy places the organism in Eukaryota, Metazoa, Arthropoda, Arachnida, Araneae, Araneidae. Bases 108 to 692 code for a protein of 194 amino acids. The transcript has 5 exons. The record is from RefSeq and is a predicted model, not a curated record.